AUGACCCAGGAAAACCACAUACUGUUACAGCUCAAAGGAGCCUUCCAGAAGGUCACGGAGGAGGCUGGUGCCAUGACGUGUUCAGAUCAUGAGGCCUGGGCUGAGCAGGGACCACUGCAAGCGACGGGUGAGAAGGCCAAGUUGACUCCCAGCGGCUAUGGCCACUGGAUGGCUCAUCAGACGCUUUCGUAUCAACCAACGGGGCUUCGAGUGAUCUGUCCCGUGAAGCAGGCCCCGCCUUCCGUGCCUCGGAGCGACCAGAAGGAGAAGGCCCGGCUGGGCGAGUGGAGCGUUCCAGGGCGUUCCUUCGGCACAAGGAGAUUCUUACCUGAUCAGUUCUUCCAAACGUCUCUAAAAGAAGCCAUGGGAGCCUGUCGUUUCCAGGUUUUACUGUUCCUCUUUCUCCUAGGAGCUCCGACCUUGAUCUUGGCACAAAAACUGCGUUGUCAAAAGAGUACAUUCGUGGGUUUAGAAGCGGAUCCAGUAGAGACAUUUAACUGGACCACAGACAAAGUUGAGACUUGUGACAAUGGGGCAUUGUGCCAGGAAACCGUGCUGAUGAUUAAAGCUGCAGGGACCAAGACAGCAAUUUUGGCCACUAAGAGCUGCAGCUCAGACGGGGCACCGGCAAUAACGUUUAUCCAGCACACGCCAGCCCCUGGCCUAGUCGCAAUCUCCUACAGUAACUACUGUGAAGAUUCCUUCUGCAACAACAAAGAGGACUUAUAUGAGUUAUGGAGGACAGAAGAGAUUGAUGCUCCCAGAGAGUCAACAGCCCUCCGCUGCCCAACCUGUCUGGCUUUGGGGUCCUGUUUGAAUGCUCCUUCUCUUCCCUGCCCCAACGAUACAAAUCGAUGCUAUCAAGGAAAACUUCAGGUCACUGGAGGAGACCUCAGCGCACCUUUGGAGAUCAAAGGCUGUACAUCCGCAGAUGGUUGCAGGCUGAUGUCUGGGAUCUUUACAAUAGGGCCCCUGUGGGUGAAGGAAACGUGUCCACUCAGGUCUGUCUCUCCCCGAAAGGUUGAAAGUGGGGCCACAUGGCUUCACACUUCAGCUUGGAGGUUAGAGCUACUGCUGCCGCUGUUGCUGCAACCGCUUGUCCGUUGA
This is a messenger RNA of Balaenoptera ricei (Rice's whale), 1107 nucleotides long. It is a transcript of the gene TEX101, whose product is annotated as testis expressed 101. Bases 1 to 1107 code for a protein of 368 amino acids. The transcript has 8 exons. Gene Ontology annotation, biological process: regulation of flagellated sperm motility; binding of sperm to zona pellucida. Gene Ontology annotation, cellular component: plasma membrane raft; plasma membrane. The record is from RefSeq and is a predicted model, not a curated record. Lineage: Eukaryota; Metazoa; Chordata; Mammalia; Artiodactyla; Balaenopteridae.